Chlamydomonas reinhardtii is the source of this 3578-nucleotide messenger RNA. RefSeq lists its product as uncharacterized. The record is from RefSeq and is a predicted model, not a curated record. NCBI's taxonomy places the organism in Eukaryota, Viridiplantae, Chlorophyta, Chlorophyceae, Chlamydomonadales, Chlamydomonadaceae. Bases 92 to 2980 code for a protein of 962 amino acids. The transcript has 6 exons.
AACGAAAGCAUUGUGAAGUGCGUUUGCAUGAAGCUUUGAUGAUAAUAAUGGAAGACAGGUCCGCUCGGCACGCGGCCCACUUGUUUUGAACAUGGCUGAGCCAGUUUACUGCGUGCCCUCGGAGGUGCUGUUUCGCAACUAUGCAAGCACCCCGGGACCUUUGACUCGCAAUCUCCUGCUGAAGAACACGACAAAUGCACAAUUGCAGACCGUCAUUUCCUACCCGUUCUCGCCCAGCUUUCGCUUGCAUAUUCCGCCUGAGCAAAAAGCAGAGCUUAGGUCAAAUCCGCCUCAUGUGGUGCUAGAGCUGGGCCCAAACUCGACCGGCAGGGUGAUUCUGGAGCUCAAGCCGCCUGAGGCUUCGGCGGAUGGCAGCGGCCCUCUCGGCGGCCACUUCCAGGAUGAGCUGGUGGUGCUGUUUGGCGGCGUGCGGCAGCUGGUGGUCCCCAUGCGGGCCGUGCACCAUGGGCUGGAGGGCACGCCGGCGCAGCAGAGCGCGCUGCUGACACGCCUGGCCUACUGGCCCGGGCAGCAGGAACUGGACGCUCGGAGUGCCGCCUUCACUGAUGACGUGACAGCCACCUACCCCGGCAUCACGCCAGCUCCACCAGCACAUGUGCCGCCACCGCCAGCGCCAACGCUGCCGCUUACGCAGCAACAGCAGCAGCCAGCAGGGCGACCAGGGGCGGGUGGUGUGGGGGGCGGGCCGGACCCCGCCGACCCGCUGGCUGCCGCAUUCCUUGGCAUGCAGCCGGGGGCGGACCCACAGCACCAGCAGCAGCAGGCGCCGGCAGCACUGGUGGGCUCGAGAUCUGGCGCGCCGCCGCCCAUGGCGCCGCCGCGGCAGGCGGUGGAGCUGCCGCCGGAGGGCUUCUCUCAGGCGGACGCGGCGGAGGCGGCUGCAGGGGCGGGGCCAGAUGCGGGCCAGGCCGGCGGCGGGCUGAGUGAGUACGGCGACUUGAUUGAGGAGGAUGACGACGCCGUCAAGCGGCCGUUCGUGCUGACGAAGACGGUCAAGGUGCAGGGCCGUGUCGCAGUGGCGGUGCCCUCUGGCGACGCUGCCGCUCUGGCCGCCUCCGCUUCAGGCGCCUUGCCCCCAGCAGCAGCCGGACACGGCAUCAGCGGUGGCCGUGGCGGUGCUGCGCCUGUGGGCACUGCUGCCGCGGCGGCGUCGCUGCCGGUCGGGGACCCGCUCAGCCGUACCAGCAGCGGCAGCGGCAGUGUGGGCAUUGGCGGUGGCGGCGGCAUGCGGCCAGGGUCGGCUGGCAAGGCGGUGUUCGUGCUGAAUGGCAAGCUGUACGAUGCGAGGGGCAAUGAAGUGGACCCAGCGGCAGCAGCGGUGGGGCCCGGUGGCGGCGUGAUGGUAGUGGACUGCGGGGAGGUGACGACACCUCGGAUGUCCAGGCCAAGCAGUGCCUCCAAUGCCUCGGCAGCUGCCGCCGCCGGGGCAGGCACGCCGCCGCGCCUGGCGGCGCCGCCACUGGCGCCGCUGGCUGUCGGCAGCCCAGGGCCCGGCUCCUCGGCCACAGGUGGGCGGGGCGUGGGCGCGCUGGCGCCGCUUAAACAUGGCGGUAUACCUGUGGCGGCGGCGUUGCGCCCCGGUAGCGCCACAGGGGCCGCUGCCUUCAUGGGCGGCUCGCCAGGGCCACUGCGUCAGCCGCCAGCGCCGUCAUCCGCGGCAGCGUCGGCGCCGCCGCCGGCCGACGAUCCGCUCCGCGCGGCGGCCCUGGCGGCAGCCAUGCGCGAGCUGGGCAUCACGGACCUGCCUACGCCGUCAUCUUCGGGGCGGCCAGGCGCUGCCGCGUUGCCACAGCCGCACCCAGCUGCAGCGCACGCGCAGGCCGGCGGGCAGCCCGACUGGCCGCGGCUGCAGGCCCGCGGGCCACAACCGCCCCUACCCGCCAACGGCAACAUGCCGUCGUACGUGCAGUACGGCUUGCCGCCCAACUACCGGCCUAGCAGUGGCCGGCGGCCGGGGUCCGCCAAGCCGCCGCCGGCACGCAGCGCCCCGGCGGCGGCGCCAGCCGCCGGCACCGGUGACGAUGGCGAGGCGCUGCUAGACUACGACAUGGAUGACGAGGACCGCAGCCGGUAUGACGACGGCGACUUUGAGGCGCGGCUACAGCAGCAGGUGGAGUCUAACGUGCUCAAGACAGCGGGGCCAGUGGCGGCGCCGCCGGUGGCUCGCACCGCCGCGCCGGGCGCCAACAAGGCGGCGCCGGGCGCAUACCUGCCGCCGCGUGCCGGCGCGGCGACGUCGGGCGGGCUGGGAGCGUCGCCCGCCGCCGCGACGGCGGCGGCUGUGGCGGCCGGCUCUCGACUGGGCAAGGCGACGGCGGCCAUGGCGGCGGCGUCAGCCGGUGGCGGCGGCGGCGCAGCGGCGCGCAAGGGCGCAGCGGCGGCGAGUGACCAGGAUUACCCAGAAGAGUCCGAGUUUGAGUUGCAGCUGCAGCGACAGAUAGAUGACGCCAAUGCGUUUAGCGCGGGAGGAGGGGGAGGGGGAGGCGGGGGCCUGGGUGCAGUGCGUGCUGCAAAAGGAGGUGGCGGCGGCGGCGCGGGUUGGCGGGGCCCCAGCGGCUCAAAUAGCACUACUGGGAUGGGUGCGGCAGCGGCAGGGGCUCCAGGCUUGAAGCGCUCCAAUUCAGCAGCCAGCGCGGGAAGCGGCGGCACGCCGCCGUCGUCAGUAGCGGCCGGGGCGCAGGGCGCGGGUCCGCGGCGCGUGUCUGCGGACUCCUCGCCGGCGAGCAAGGGGGGCGUUCCCGUGGCUGUACGCAUCAGCGCAGGCUCCGCGCCGCGGCCGCACGCCGGCGCGGUGGCGGCAUCUGGCUCGCCUGCUCGUCCGCCCCCCGCGCCGGCGGCGACCGCCGCAGGCGCCAGGGCCUCGCCGGCUCGCGCGGCAGCAGCUGGCGCCGCAAACGCUUCUCCGGCGAAGGCAUCGGAUGUGCAGAGGCUCAAAGCCAACUGGGAUGCGCUGGGGUGAGCCCUCAAGGCCCGACUGCUUUUACGAUCCGACUUCAUCCGACAGCACGGGCUUGGGAGGUGUCAGGUGUGAGAACAAAGUAACUGUGAUGUAAGGGUACCCGACGUUGUCAGGGCUUGGCUGCCAUGACCGACAGCUUCACCCUCGGGCCUCGGCAACCCCUAGUGUUCGCGUUUACAGCACUGUUUAAGUGAACCAGGGCAGUGUGUUUGCGAUGUUACGGCAGGAAACGUCAGGGAGGUAUGCACCCCUGAGGGCUGACCUGAGCCACCACUCUGACAAGGCUAGGAUGUGGCCGGCAUGAUCAGUCCGGGGUGUGCCGCUGUGACCAGCUCACAGACAUGCUGAUCCGGUACAAUGGGUGAUGACAGCCGCGUGCAGGACAUUUAAUGAGCACAUCCGCUGUCGCGUAGAUGUGCGCGUCGAUUACACCGGUUGCUGCCAACGCUGCGAACGGGGUCGGCAGGCCACGGCACGGCUCGUAAAACCAUCCUGAUUCCGGCACGGCACGGCAGCAGACCGUCAGCAAGACUGGGAUGACGGUUUUCCUGAGACUGAGAUCGUGACAAACAAAGACGAGUCUAUGAUAUUAUCUGCU